AUGCCAUUCCCCACCAAACCGACCCCGACACCUCCUUCCACAAACUCGUCGAGUGCUGGCCAUUCUCCCGAUUACAGGGUUGUGCGGAAACGCAACCGCGUUCCUCUGUCUUGCGGGCCAUGCAGACACAGAAAGCUGAAAUGUAAUCGAUCUAAUCCAUGUGAAAAUUGCGUCAAACGAGGCGACGCUGCAUCGUGUAACUAUGCACAGGCGAGCUCACGCAAAAAGAAUCCACCCCAGCAAUCUGCGUCAAAUUCACCGGAUGACAUGCAGAACCGCAUCGAUCGGUUGGAAGGAUUGGUGCUUUCGUUGAUGACGAAUGGAUCCCAGUCUGCGGGCCCAGCAGCUGCUAUGGCUGCUCUCUCCGGAGAGAGCAGCGCUGGUUCAACGCGCCUCUCGCACGAACUUGACAUUGACGAGGAUGAGAUGGAGGGCGCGGAGGAGAGUGAUACCGACCAGGUGACCAAAUCAUUUGGCAUCAUGAAGGUAGACAAUAAUAAGUCUUAUUACAUUAGCGAUGCCCACUGGGCUUCGGUUCUGCAUGAUAUUUCUGAAGUCAAGAACUUCUUCUCGACUCACAAGAAGCAACUUGAUGAACAGAUGGAAAAAGUUAAAGCGGCCCAGCCCGCUACUGAUACUUCGGGGUCUACUUUGUUAUUUGGUGUCAUGAAGCCGAUGAGCCGUGCUGAAAUCAUGACUGGUCUUCCAAACAAAUAUACAACUGAUCUUCUUGUGGCUCGCUAUUUCAAUUCAUACGACCCUGUUACUCAUAUCCUCCACGGGCCAACAUUCCAAGCACAGUAUAAUAAACACUGGGAAGAUCCUGCCCAAACAGAACUCGUUUGGAUCGCCAUGCUUUUCGGACUGAUGAGGCUAGCGAUGCUAUCCUACCACCAAGAAGGCGACGAGCCGCCCGAGUUCCGUGGCAAGUCCUUGGAUAUGGCUGGGGCAUUUCGAAAUUCGGUAGCGGAGUGCUUAACCUUGGCCGACUACACAAAACCACAUCCUUUCUUGAUCGAAGCUCUAGUGUUCCAUCUACAUGGUGAUCUUUCUCAGAAUCGAGACGCAGACGUCUCCGUCUGGGUUAUGACUGGCGUUAUUGUUCGUCUGGCCAUGCGAUCAGGAUACCACCGUGACUCCAAAAUGUUCCCGAACAUUACACCAUUCCAAGGAGAGAUGCGACGUCGGGUAUGGACUUUGGUUCGACAUGCUGAUCUGUUGUUUUCAUUCCAAGUCGGACUGCCGAGCAUGAUCCGCUGCUCUGAUAGUGACACUGAGCUACCGCGCAACCUGUACGAUGAUGACUUUGACGAAGACUGCAAGGAGCUCCCGCCGUCUCGUCAGCUGUCCGAGCCUACCCCCAUCGCAUACUUGAUCACUAAGGCACGAUUGACAUACGCUUUCGGCCGUGUGGUUGAGCAAAGCUCUGCUGUCUCGACUGCUCCAUAUGAAAAAGUGAUGGAGAUCGACGCAGAAUUGCGUCAGGCCCGAGAUAUGAUCCCCGACCAUCUUAAAAUCAGACCCAUGGACGAGUGUCAGGUGGACACCACAAGCCUCAUUAUGUCACGAUUCUCCGUCAUGGCUGUAUACGAAAAAGCGCAAUGUGUCCUCCAUCGCCCAUAUCUAGUCCGCGCUCGCGAAAACCCCCGCUUUACUUUCUCUCGAAGGACAUGCAUUGAUUCCGCAAUGGAACUCCUCCGAGUUCAAGCACUCCUACACGCGGAAACGCGGAGUGGCCGUCUUCGCACCCUCAAAAGCAAAGUAACAGCCCUUAGCUCCACCGAUUACCUUCUCGCAGCCACAGUAGUCUGCCUCGAUCUAUCUCACAGUCUCCAAAUGCAAAAUUCCGGUCGUCCAUCUGGAGAUGUUUACACUUGGGGCAGAGAGCGGCGCGAGGAGAUGAUGGCCGCCAUCCAACUGACCAAAGAGAUCUGGGAUGAGACCCGAGAUGUCAGUAUGGACGCUUGGAAAGCAUCCAGCGUGCUUGGUGUCAUGCUGAGCAAACUUCUCAUGCCGACACAGGGUAUUGAGAACACUGGAGCGGCUUUCGAACCCGCAGACGAGAAGCAGAACGCUGCCAUGACCCUUGGCUUAUUAAGUAGUGGCAUGAGCCCGAUGAACCCAGCCCAGACCCCAUUCGCGGAUCCAAUGUUCAAAAUGAGCGAUUCACCCAUGGGAGCGGGUCCUGCUGCAUCUGAAAUGCCGGGUACGCUUUCGCCGUUUAGCAGCAUGUUUGGCCAGAUGCCAGAUACGCAGGUCAACCUUGACUGGGAUGCCUGGGACACUUACAUUCAAAAUCCCACACUCGACACAUCUAAUCAAUUCUGGCCACCGACACCGCAGCCCAUGGGGGUAUCGCAGUCCUCAAUGUCUACUCCUCUUGCCACAUCUCAUGUGCCCUCAAUACCAAACGCUGCUGGCACUGCUCCCUCUCGACUUCCCAUGAUGUUCCCGCCUUCAUCAAUGAGCCCCGAGGGCGUAGUGCCAGGGACAGAAAGGCUUUGGCGGGACCUCAAUGCGCCCAGCAAAUAA
This is a messenger RNA of Penicillium olsonii, 2532 nucleotides long. Lineage: Eukaryota; Fungi; Ascomycota; Eurotiomycetes; Eurotiales; Aspergillaceae. The record is from the annotation of a GenBank genome assembly.